AGCAUUAUGUCUCUAAUUCCUGCAGCCGUUGAAUCUGCCGAGUUCUCCUCUGACGUGGCCGAGAUCAAGCAAUGGUGGAAGUCUGAUCGUUGGAUUGGGAAGCGUCGCUUGUACUCGGCAGAGGAUGUCGCCCGUCUUCGUGGCCAGAAAGCUGGUCGUACCAAGUACCCUGCUGAUGCUAUGAGCAAGAAGUUAUGGAAGGCCUUCAAGGAAGCUCAGCGGACUGGUGGUUUCCUGCCUACGUUCGGUGCCUUGGAUCCAGUCCAAGUGACACAGAUGGCGAAGUACCUCAAGACCAUCUACGUCUCGGGUUGGCAGAGUUCUUCGACGGCCUCUACUUCUAACGAACCCGGCCCGGAUUUCGCUGACUAUCCCUACAAUACGGUUCCGAACAAGGUGGAUCAGCUCUUCCGUGCGCAAGUGUUCCAUGACCAGAAGCAGCACCAAGAGAGAUUUGGUAUGACCGAGACUGAACGUCAGGCUAAUCCAGCCGUCGACCAUUUCGCUCCGAUCAUUGCCGAUGGUGAUACCGGUCAUGGUGGCUUGACUGCUGUCAUGAAGCUUAUGAAGAUGAUGGUAGAGCGCGGUGCAGCUGGUGUCCAUCUCGAGGACCAGAAGCCUGGCACCAAGAAAUGUGGCCACAUGGGUGGCAAAGUGCUCGUCUCUACGCGAGAGCACAUUGACCGUCUCGUGGCUGCUCGGUUGAUGACCGACGUGCUUGGCGUUGAGACAAUUAUUGUGGCUCGUACUGAUGCUGAGGCCGCCACGUUGUUGGACACUAACAUCGAUCCUAGAGAUCAUAGCUUCAUUGUUGGUGCUUCAAAUCCUAACGUGAAGGAAUCUCUACAGGGUAAGGUUGACGCUGCUGUCCACCGUGGAGCCUCUCCUGAGGAGAUAUCUAAGCUUGAGACUGAUUGGGUCAUGAAUGCUCAGCUGACCACCUUCCCUGACCUCGUUUCGAGCAAACUGAAGACCAUGGGCAAGUCUGUGACCGAAUGGGAGGAGAAGAGUAUGUUCAUGAGUAUCGACGAGAUGCGUGCUGAGGCUAAGAGGUUGCUUGGCACUGUUCCCUUCUGGUGCUGGGAUCUCCCUCGUACCAGGGAAGGCUAUUAUCGCAUCAAGUGCGGCACUAGGAUGUGCAUUAGCCGCGGUAUUGCAUUCGCGCCUUACUGCGACAUUCUCUGGAUGGAGUCGAAGAAACCCGUCUACUCUCAGUGUUUCGAUUUUGCCAGUGCUAUUAAGAAGGUUCAUGGUGACAAGAUUCUUCUCGGCUACAACCUGUCUCCCAGCUUCAACUGGGAUGCUGCUGGCAUGACUGAUUCGCAGAUCGCCUCCUUCCAGAAGGACAUCGGCAAGCUGGGUUAUGUGUGGCAGUUCAUCACUCUGGCUGGCUUCCAUCUGUCAGGCUUACACAGUGAUGUCUUCGCCAAGAACUAUGCCAAGGAGAAUAUGCUUGCCUACGUUAGAGAUGUGCAGAGGGCCGAGCGUGCCAAUAAGGUGGAGCUGUUGACGCACCAGAGGUGGAGUGGCGCGGAUUUCAUGGACUCUAUGGUUGGUCUGGCUACUGGUGGCUCAACCUCCACUGCCAGCCAGGGGUCGGAGUCAACUGAGAGGCAGUUCGGUAAGUCGAAGAUGUAACGUACAGUUACACAUUAUGAUUUGUGGAGGUGUAUGUCAUUGAUCACCUAUCGUUAUUAGUAUUA
Molecule: messenger RNA, 1703 nt
Organism: Perkinsus marinus ATCC 50983
Lineage: Eukaryota; Perkinsozoa; Perkinsida; Perkinsidae
Product: Isocitrate lyase, putative
Exons: 1
Coding region: 7-1638 (543 amino acids)
Biological process (GO): carboxylic acid metabolic process
Molecular function (GO): isocitrate lyase activity
Source: RefSeq, a predicted model, not a curated record